This is a messenger RNA of Haliotis rufescens (red abalone), 703 nucleotides long. RefSeq names its product perlucin-like protein. NCBI's taxonomy places the organism in Eukaryota, Metazoa, Mollusca, Gastropoda, Lepetellida, Haliotidae. Bases 180 to 656 code for a protein of 158 amino acids. Gene Ontology annotation, molecular function: signaling receptor activity. The transcript has 6 exons. The record is from RefSeq and is a predicted model, not a curated record.
GGUAUCAAGUGUUCUAAAAUAGCAAGCGACAUUCAGGGAAACCGGCGUUCUCCUCACACAGAUAUUCUGUCUUGAUGGUACAUGACGAGUUUUGAGGGCACCAUACCGAAUGUUCCAGACGCUUAUCAGUAAGACAAGGUAUAUCUGAUCUUGGUCACUCGUUCUCUCUGCCAACCAAGAUGUCACCUAUAACAGCAGUCUUAGCAGUUUGUUUGGUCUUUCCAUCAGUAGCGGCCGACUGUCUGAAUGGCUGGACACGGUUUGACAACUCAUGCUACAGAGUGUACCGAAACGGAACCGAAUGGCCGCUGGCAGUGUUUGACUGUGAGAAGAAGAGUGGCUACCUCGCGCAGUUCGAGACUGCAAGCAAGAUACAAAACGCCCAUGCACUGAUGAGAGAACUCAAUGGCAAAGUGGAUGAUAAAAUAUGGAUCGGAGCGUCGGACGUUCGACACGAGAAUGUUUGGGUCUGGGAGAACAGUCGGCAGAACGUGACUAUAUUUGACUGGGGUGGAAAGGAACCCAACCAGGGCAGCAGCUCAACCCAGCAAGAUUGUGUGAUGAUGUAUGGCAAAUAUGACUUCAAAUGGGCUGAUGAUAUAUGCACGUCUCAUUUCCAGUAUCUCUGCGAGAGACCACUUUCUGCAAGUCUCUGAUCGUGAAACUCUGGAUGCAAAUAGGUUAAUAAAGAAUCAAACAUCAA